AAGGGGGAUAAAGGGGCGAAGCGGGAGACAAUCUUUUCAGUUACCCGGGCCCCCAGCCGGAAUUGCGAUACUCGGCUUAGGUGCUUCUGUCCAGCUAGAGCGGCGCAUUCCGAGGUCGGCUCCAGCAAUGGCCUUUGCAAAUCUACGGAAAGUGCUCAUCAGUGACAGCCUAGAUCCUUGCUGCCGGAAGAUCCUGCAAGAUGGAGGGCUGAAGGUGGUGGAGAAGCAGAAUCUGAGUAAAGAAGAGCUGAUAGCCGAGCUGCAGGACUGCGAGGGGCUUAUUGUCCGCUCUGCCACCAAGGUGACCGCUGAUGUCAUCAAUGCGGCAGAGAAGCUCCAGGUGGUGGGCAGGGCCGGCACAGGCGUGGACAACGUGGAUCUGGAGGCCGCAACCAGGAAGGGAGUCCUGGUCAUGAACACCCCCAAUGGAAACAGCCUCAGCGCUGCUGAGCUCACCUGUGGGAUGAUCAUGUGCCUGGCCAGGCAGAUCCCCCAGGCGACAGCUUCCAUGAAGGACGGCAAAUGGGAGCGAAAGAAGUUCAUGGGGACAGAGCUGAGUGGAAAGACCCUGGGAAUUCUUGGCCUGGGCAGAAUUGGGAGAGAAGUGGCCACCCGGAUGCAGUCCUUUGGGAUGAAGACUGUAGGGUACGACCCCAUCAUUUCUCCAGAGCUCUCUGCCUCCUUUGGAGUUCAGCAGCUGCCCCUGGAGGAGAUCUGGCCCCUCUGUGACUUCAUCACUGUGCACACACCUCUCCUGCCCUCCACGACAGGCUUGCUGAAUGACAGCACCUUUGCCCAGUGCAAGAGGGGGGUGCGCGUGGUGAACUGUGCUCGGGGGGGGAUUGUGGACGAAGGUGCCUUGCUCCGGGCCCUGCAGUCUGGCCAGUGUGCUGGAGCCGCGCUGGACGUGUUUACAGAAGAGCCACCACAGGACCGAGCCCUGGUGAACCACGACAAUGUCAUCAGCUGCCCCCACCUGGGCGCCAGCACCAAGGAAGCCCAGAGCCGCUGCGGGGAGGAUAUCGCUGUCCAGUUCGUGGACAUGGUGAAGGGGAAAUCCCUGGUGGGGGUUGUGAACGCCCAGGCCCUCACCAGCGCCUUCUGUCCACACACUAAGCCUUGGAUUGGUCUGGCGGAAGCUCUGGGGACGCUGAUGCGAGCCUGGGCUGGGUCCCUCAAAGGGACCAUCCAGGUGGUGACACAGGGAGCAUCCCUGAAGAACACUGCAAACUGCCUGGGCCCCGCAGUCGUUGUCGGCCUCCUGAAAGAAGGAUCCAGUCAGAUGGAUGUGAACUUGGUGAAUGCCAAGUUGCUGGUGAAAGAGGCUGGGCUCAAUGUGACCACCUCCCACAGCCCAGCGGCGCCAGGGGAGCAGGGCCGUGGGGACUGCCUCCUCACCGUGGCCCUGGCCGAUGCCCCCUACCAAGCUACGGGCUUGGUCCAGGGCACCACACCUGUGCUACAGACACUCAACGGAGCUGUCUUUAGGCCAGAAGUGCCUCUCCGCCGAGGCCUGCCCCUGCUCAUGUUCCGGGCUCUGCCCUCCAGGCCUGAGAUACUGCUUACCAUGAUUGGCCUCCUGACAGAGGCGGGCGUGCAGCUACUGUCCUACCAGACCUCGGUGGAGUCGGAUGGGCUGCCCUGGCACGUCAUGGGCAUCUCCUCUCUGCUGCCCAGCCUGGAGGCCUGGAAACAGCACGUGACCGAGGCCUUCCAGUUCUACUUCUAAACUUGGAGCUUGUGGGUCCCAGCCUCUGGGGCUUUUCUGAAGAAACCUUCCCACUGAGCUCGACAAGGAGAGAAGAUCCUCAUUCCCUGGGCUGACACUGCUUAUAUCUGACCCCUGUAGUGCGGCCAUCACCUAAUAAAGAGCCUACCCUGAC
Molecule: messenger RNA, 1883 nt
Organism: Choloepus didactylus (southern two-toed sloth)
Lineage: Eukaryota; Metazoa; Chordata; Mammalia; Pilosa; Megalonychidae
Gene: PHGDH
Product: phosphoglycerate dehydrogenase
Exons: 12
Coding region: 128-1729 (533 amino acids)
Biological process (GO): L-serine biosynthetic process
Molecular function (GO): NAD binding; phosphoglycerate dehydrogenase activity
Source: RefSeq, a predicted model, not a curated record